Messenger RNA from Haliotis rufescens (red abalone), 3055 nucleotides. RefSeq lists its product as uncharacterized. Bases 71 to 2908 code for a protein of 945 amino acids. The record is from RefSeq and is a predicted model, not a curated record. Lineage: Eukaryota; Metazoa; Mollusca; Gastropoda; Lepetellida; Haliotidae. The transcript has 8 exons.
UAGCGGCGUCCAGCGAGUGAUCGUGUUAGAUGUCGCCAGUAUAACUUGUAACUGGAACCAGGAACAGACUAUGGUGUGGAUGAUUUACAAGCGCUUCAGUUUGGUGGUUCUUUUGACGGUCCUGCAGAGUGGCAUGGGUGAAGACUACUUGGUGGCUCUGGCAUAUACAGGCAAAGACUCGUACAUCAGGUACACAGCCGGAGAAACCGGGGGCUUGGUGGAGAUACAGUAUCCACACUUCGCCAAAAGAACAUCCAGUGUGUUGGGUCCCUUCCAGGGUAGUUGGCACCGUGUAAGCGAUAAGAUGAAAAUCACUAGUGUUGUAGAAAAUACAGCUGUCGUUGUAAGUGCAAGUGACGAAAAUGUAAACAUUGUGGUAGCCGCUGACGGUGUAUUCUCUCCUCUUCCUAUAUCUGCCCUUGGGACCAAGUACAUUGUUCCUUCCAGUCUUGCACCUAACAGUAGUUAUCUAUCCUUGCUGCUGAUAGCUACACACAACAUGAGCACCAAUGUUGAUAUAUUCUUUCGAAUGAAAAAAGGAAGUGUUUACGUUGUCAAUUACGAAUACAGUGACGGCGAUACUCUGUCCCUCAAACUUGAUCCAUAUCAAACGUUGAUGGUGUCAACCCCACAUGAUCUGAAUGGAACGGUCAUUAACAGUGAACACAGUGUGGCCGUCUACAGUGGUAUAGACUAUGCCUCGAAGUACACAGUGUAUGACCAACUACCGCCUGUCAAGCACCACGGACAGGAGUAUGUUGUUGCUGUAGAUGACACCAAGCUGGAGCUGCAGAUCAUCAGUGAAAACAACCACGUGCAGAUCACGUUCAGUACCGGGGCCACAGUCUCCACUGGUGAGCGUCGUCUCUACAACCGCUCGCUUGAACAGGGAGAGAGUCUUCACUUCACCACCACACGCCCGGUACUGGUAACACUCAGUAGAGCAGAUGGUUACAGCAGUGUCUUCACAACUGUACCACCUGUACACUCUUACGUCACACACAGGGAUGUCUUACUUCAAGGUGACAAUCUAAAUACAACAUUAAAGAUUAUAACUGAGAAGACAGCGAGAGUGUUGAUUAAAAAGAAACAACUCAAUGAUGUUCUAACAUGGAUCGAUGUACCGGGCAGGAGAUACAAAGUUGGCACAGUGACACAUCCACCACAACAAUAUACAAGUUUUACGUUCAUUUCUAGCGACAUCCCCUUCACAGUUCUGUCCUUUUAUAACGGAUCGGUCCAUAACAUCGGCUACAAAUUGUCUGCAGAGGAGGCAGUACACUAUACAGGUGAAAGUUACUUGAUGGCAGUGGUGGGAUACCAUUCCUACUAUUCCGACCUACGCCCGCGGAUACUCGCCACUGCUGGGGAGACAGGAGGCCAGUGGCAGGUACAGGAUCCUCUCGCCGGGCGGGUCUGGUCUCGACGCGUCAAUCCUUACAACACAGACUACUUUUAUCCUAAUACCACAACAACCAAGGUAGUGCUUGUGCAUGUGAGAGAUGAUGCUAUUCAGAUCAGUGGCGUAAUGACCACUUUCAUAUCAUUCUCUCCCCUUCCUGUGUCAGCGCUAGGCACCAAGUACAUCAUUUCUUCCUGUCUUCCCCCUACUCACAUGCAUACGCAUUCAACGUACAUAGCAGUCUUAGUGUUAGCCACACACAGCAAGAAGGCGGAUGUUGACAUCAUCUUCAGACUGGAGGGUGACGUCACCUAUGACGGCAGAACGUACAGCGACGGGGACACUCUCAGUGUCAGAUUAGAUAAGUAUCAGAAUGUCUCCAUAAACAGUUCAUCUGAUAUGACCAGAACCAUCGUUAAUGCCACGGAAACAAUAGCUGUCUAUAGUGGAACAUACGAUAUGAACUAUAAAGCCUUCUCUACCUUCGAGCAGUUACUGCCUGUGAAACAUUAUGGAAGUGAGUAUAUUCUCGCUAUCCAAGAUUCUUCUGGCUAUCGAAUUCAGAGGUUUACCUUCCCAUACAUACUUCAAGUUGUUACAGACCACAGUGAUACGAGCAUCAUGUUAAAUAACGGUUCUACCGUCUCUAUGGGUAAAGAUGGACUGUACCGUGAACAAUAUGGGCGAUUUGAAACACUUUACUUCAACACCACAAGGCCAGCCAUGGCCACAUUGUGUACUGUUGGGACGUAUAAUAAUUUAGUUACUGAUGGGUUAAUUGUAGUACCACCAGUAUCCCUCUACUCUAAACAAGCAACCCUAAUAGCCCAAGGUACCAGGACAAUAUUGACAGAUAAAGACAACAACAAUGUACACGUUCACGAAAUCCCAAGCACUCUCUCUACAGUUUUCAGUCCUCCGAUAAAGUGGAAGGAAGUUCCAGGUACAAGAUACAAAGUGGGAACAUUACAAAGUGGUCAACACAUAACAACAAUUCGUUCUAAUUCUUCCUUUGCUGUCCUUGGAUACGAUAGAUUUGCCAUAUACAAAGGAGGAUACAACUUUAGGACAUAUCUUGAUGCAGAAACCUCCACGCCAGAUGGAAUUAAUGAAAACACGUUAAAUACAGGUGAUUCUUUUCAAGCGACCACUACGCCAGAUGGAAUUGGAAACAAGUUAAAUACAGAAGGUUCCUUCCAAGCAGACAAUCCGAACAACGCAGCACUGAUCGUAGGGAUAAUCUGUGGGUCUGUUAUUGUGGCUCUCCUGGUCGCAUUUAUGUCAUAUGUAUUCUACAUCCGCAGGAAGAUAAUGCCACUUAAGAGAGUUGAAGCACAAGGCGCCGAUGCUCCCUCGACCUCCAAUAUCUACACGGUGCCUGACAGUGUCGCUGAAGGAGCAGCAGAUGAGGCCACCUACACGGAGAUUACAACUAACUGCACACCUGUCGACGUUAGCAUCGCUGACAGUUCUGCCAUAUAUGUCAAUUUCAAAGGUGGAAAAUAACUCGAAACAAUGCAAACAUGAGUUAGAACUGUUAUCGAAACCGAUUCUGAGACAUUUAGCUGUCUUAUUUUAAAUACAGUAAACUACGGUUAUAACGAACUCGAAGGGACCACUAACUUUAGUUUGUUAUAACCGUAGUUCGUUAUA